AUGAGCACUCAGGAUGUCCAUAUCGUCCCUCUGGCGCCCCGUGCUGUCGAGGCAAUAUCUGCCAGUGUGAUACUCAUGGUACUGGCAAUUGGCUUGUUUGUUGCUCGCUUCUAUACACGACGCAACAUCAACGCAGUGCAGUCGAGCGACUGGAUGGUUCUUGUUUCCUUGUUACUUUCUAUUGCUUUUGUUGGAAUAUUUGUUGCAGAAGUGACAACUGGUAUGGGCUUGCACGAUGAUGAUGUUCCUCUAGGAACAUCUAUUUUCCAAAAGAAACUCUUUUGGAUUAGUAUUCCAUUUUACAACGCCGCAAUGAUAACCGCCAAAGCCUCUAUUAUUAUCCAAUACUUUCACGUCUUCCCAACCAGAAAAAUGCGCAUCGUCUGCUUGGUCAUGGCUGCUAUCAUGAUCCUGUGCGGUACCUGGAUGGUAUUCAGUGCUAUUUUCAAUUGUAUUCCCGUUGCCAAAUUCUGGAAUGCCGACCUUCCAGGCCAUUGUCUGCGGGAUAAAUUUCUCUGGUUCUCCAAUGCAUCUCUGAAUAUUUUCACUGACAUGGCAAUUCUUGUCAUUCCAAUUCCGGCCUUGACUUCGUUGGGCUUGCCAGUUAGACAGAAGGUUGGACUGUGCUGUCUCUUUGCCUUGGGUUCGUUUAUAUGCCGCCUGCAGAGCUUGAAGGCAUUGGUAGAUUCAGAUGAUCAUUCUUACCAUAGCCUAGCAGUAUCAAUGUGGUCUGCCGUCGAAUGCAACACGGGAAUCAUCUGUGCAUGCCUCCCAACUCUCCGCCCAGCAGUAACCCGCAUAUGGCCAUCAUUAUCAUUCAUAUUUCCUGAUGUAUCCAUUGACCGUCAACCCGAGCCCUCCAUCACGGAUCAGACAUCCCUGACCCGCCGCGGCGGUGGUGGUGGCCAUACUAACAUGCGCAUGAACUUCGCCUCUAGAGAGAUCGAAGCUAGCCGUGAAUCCGCAUCCAAAUACAGUGUAAACGGCGGUAUGCCACAAUACCAACAAUUCAUGAACCCUAGGGUUGCUCCUAUGCCUGGAAACGCUUUUGCGCAGAAUUUGAUGCGUAAGGGUUCCUUUUUUUGA
Talaromyces atroroseus is the source of this 1086-nucleotide messenger RNA. RefSeq lists its product as hypothetical. NCBI's taxonomy places the organism in Eukaryota, Fungi, Ascomycota, Eurotiomycetes, Eurotiales, Trichocomaceae. The transcript has 6 exons. The record is from RefSeq and is a predicted model, not a curated record. The coding region runs from base 1 to 1086 and encodes 361 amino acids.